GUGCAAUGACUGACAAAACCUGGACAGGACCCAACAGAAAAUUACGACACACAAUUACUAGGUUGGCAACACACGGAUUCCACCACAAGAUAUGCAAGAACGAACGUUUCCAUGAAACAAAUGACGCGUGUGUGUGUAAACACUGUGAUAAAAAGUGCAGUAGAUAACACAUUACCAUAUGCAAAAACUUAACCACAUCAAUAACCGAAUACAGUCGCGAAUAAAAAAAAAACAAUUACUCUAUGCACAUUGUGUGCAUUCCCUUAUUAUAUUAUUCUCGCAGGUCAUGUUUUAGUUGAUCCAUGAUUAAGAUGAUCGCUGAUUAUAAUUAGAAUGAUCUGUGGAGGCUCUAAAAAUGGCGGAAUUGUGAUGGGUAUUUUGUUUUUAUGUAUAUUGGUUGUUUAUUUACGUUUGGUAAGGAGCGAAAGAGAUAAGUGUUUAGGUAUACCUAUUUAAAUUUAAUUUACGGUGACUCAGUCGCGCUUUAUAGUGAGUCACACUUUUGUGUUUUGUUUAUAAUUUAAGUAAUCCUUGAACCUUUGUUUAAUCAAUCCAUUUUUAGUUCAAGUUCAGCUGACAUUUAAUGGUAAUUGGUUUCCCAGUUAGAAUCUUUUAAGUCUAACGAUGGCAAAAGAUGAAAUGGACGACCUUCUGCCUGAUAAAGAUGCAGCAAAGGGAUUUUAUGCCAAAUAUGAACCAAAGGAAAUACUAGGAAGGGGGAUAAGUUCAACAGUACGGCGCUGUAUUGAGAAGGAAACGGGAAUCGAGUAUGCAGCCAAGAUUAUAGAUCUGAGUAAUGACAGUAAUGACGCUGGAGUAGGAGGAAAGACAAUGCUUGAAGCCACAAUAGAGGAAGUACACAUAUUGAGGAUGGUGGCUGGACAUCCAUAUAUAAUUGAACUGCAUGAUGUGUUUGAGUCAAGUACUUUUAUCUUCUUGGUUUUUGAGCUGUGCAAGAAUGGUGAACUGUUUGAUUACCUGACAUCUGUGGUAGCACUUUCUGAGAAGAAGACAAGGUACAUCAUGCGACAACUGUUUGAGGCCCUGCAGCAUGUACAUGGUCACAACAUUGUGCAUCGUGACUUGAAACCGGAGAAUAUUUUGCUGGAUGAUAACCUCAAUAUUAAGCUCACUGACUUUGGCUUUGCGCGUGCCAUAAAACCUGGGGAGAAACUUUAUGAACCCACCAAAGACUUGAUCCGCAAGCUGCUUGUUGUAGACCCCAUGAAACGGAUCACCAUUAAGGAGGCACUGGAACACCCAUUCUUUCAGAUGAUGCUGUGGGACCAAGACAUAGCCCCACUGAAACGCAGCCUGUCCGGCUCCUCCAGGAGACUCAGUCGAAUCUCACAAAUGGCUCUGGAGAUGAAGAGUCGCACUUUCAAUGCCCGCAAGAUGUUCCAGUAUGCAAUUCUCUGUGUACGUGCCAUGGUGCGGAUCAGAAGAUUGCGCUUCACGCCAGAGCCUCUAUCAAUGGAUGUGGCUCGAGUUGAUCCAUACCGCAUCAAGGUGCUCAGGAAGGUGAUUGAUGGCUGUGCUUUCCGUGUCUAUGGCCACUGGGUAAAGAAGGGAGAAGGACAGAACCGAGCUGCCUUGUUUGAAAACACACCCAAGAUAGAACUUAAACAUAUCUACGUGAGCAACCUGAGUAUUGUGUGUGGUAAUAAUGGAAGCGUAAGCUCAGACGGCGGGAGGGCGAGUUCCAGAAGAACAAUGAGUCUGGAGACGCUUCUGGAAGCGGCGCGGUAUGUGGAGCUGCAAGAGGCCCAGCGGCUACAGCAGUCGUCGUCCUCCUUAUCUUCCUUGGCACGUGGUACUGCUGAGGAAGAACCUACCCCUGGUGGGUUUAUGUCGUUCACUGCAGCAGCGCCGCCUCCACCCCCACCUGUUGUCUCUUCUUCGCAACAUCAACCGCCGCCCCCACCGCCCAGCAGACCCGCCCACAAUCAACAUGUCUCCAACGGGAGCCCCGCCCCUCACCAACCACUGGACCAGCCGGACGAUUCCAAGGAAUUUCAGAAGCGAGCGGCCGGCACACGCGAGGUGCACAACAAGCUGGAAAAAAACCGCCGUGCGCAUCUAAAGGAAUGCUUCGAACUAUUGAAGCGGCAAUUGCCGGCCUCCGAGGACGAGAAGAAGUCUUCCAACCUCAGUAUCCUGCACAGUGCCCUGCGACACAUCCAGUCCCUGCGGCGUAAGGAGCGGGAAUUUGAGCAUGAAAUGGAGCGACUGGCACGAGAGAAGAUUGCUGCACAGCAGAGGCUGGUGAUGCUCAAGAAGGAGCUGUCUUCUCAGUGGGAUCACAUUGACUUCAACACCCUCCUGCCAGAGAGUACUCAUGUGCUUGAAGAUCCCCGAAGCAGAGAUCAUGUGUCCCAUACCACUUCUACUGCCACAGAGAGGGAUGAGGCAAUGAGUGAUGCAGAAGAGCCACUCAACAAGUGUGGUGUUGUGUACAGCAGCACAUCGUCCCUGUCCAGUGCUGCCACUGCCUGCUCACCACCACAGCUACCUCCCCCUCCACCUCCUCCACCUCCAGUACCUGCAGAAUUGCAUGGGCAUGGAGGAGAGGUCUCCAAAUCCACACCCCCCACACCUGUGGUGCAACUGCCCGUGUCUGCACAUAUGGUUGGGACCACAGGUCUUGCAACACUGGUUAGUCCCACCAUCCAACUGCUUGCUCCGUCAGGACUACGCAUGUUACCGGGUGACCCACAGCCCCUGGCGCUCACCGUGCAUCCUCCACAUCUUCCCGCUGCAAAUAUUGGCCAUUCACCUGCUUCAGCCGUGAUGUCCCAUCCACGAUUACGGGGAGUGGGCAGUAGUGAGUCUUCAGACACCAGGACAACUGCUGCCAUCACUUUACCAACAUUGCAUUUAACAAAUAAGAUGGUUGCUGGGAGUGUUGCUCUUGCAACAGAGGCUGCACGUCUCCCAGGUGGGGCAGAACUCAACAUCCUGCCAGCAAAUGGGACAAUGCGGGCCACUGCCUCGAGCAAACAUCACCCCAUAACACUCGCUGGAGGUUUAACUCUUCCAAACGGUGUGCUGGGACAUGCAGGAGUUACCCUCACCGCCAAGUCAAUUGCCCAUACUCCUGGAUCUGAAGCAAGUGGCACUGUGCUGACACCCGCUAUUCAUGGAGCUGGAACAAUUCCCGCCCACCUAACAUCUGCAGGUAUCACGCAUGUGGUGACACCACUGGGCAGCCACACGGGUCUGACCCCUAUAGUGACUCCAGUGACGGUUGUUUCGCAAGGCAAUCAGGUGGCACAUAUCCUUGCCACUCCACAGCAGCUUGGAGGCAAGAUGAUUACGACCACAUCACUUCUGAAGUCGGUAGGUCCAAUGCCACUGAUGAACACUCAGUACCUGAGCACAGCCACGCUGGUGAAGCCAGUCGUCGUUGUGAGCACGCCUUCCACACUCCCACCGCACACCAACAACAGCUCGUGAGGUGUCCAUGUGAUACGCUUGCUCCCAGCAGGCUGGGGGUCACAUAUUCCGUCAUAAUAUCUGUGUGAUUGAAUGAUAAUUCCUCAAGUACAAAUGUUGUCCUGUCUGCCUUAGUGAGGGGACAUUGUGGAACUGCUCAAAUUAAGAAUCUGUGGCAGAAGUUCUGGUUAAAUGUGCCCACACCUUAUAGUUCUGUGUUCAAAACUUUCAGUGUGUUCUGUAGAACGUACUGUAGCCAUUAUUAACAUUUCAAAGGAUGGAAAUGUGGAUGUGUAUUGGACAGCUGGGUCUUUGUUUUCUUUUCUUCUUUUCCCUUCCCCAUUUUAUGUUCAAAUGUAUAUGUAUGCAUGUGGGUAUAACAUAGGUCUGGUGUGGUUGGUUCAACAGUAGUGUGAAUGUCUGUGCGUGUGUUUGAGCCAGGAUGCAACAUAUGCACACUGAUCAAAUAAUGAUUUUUUUGCUUGAAGACUAUGUGGUGCUGAUGCUCAUAAUUUUUAUUGUGCAUUUGUUUCUAAACAGGAAGAACUGUUCUGAGUGUACAUAACAUGAACAAACAGAAAUGAUGAUCUGUCAGUGUAUUUAAUUGUAAAUAGUGAACACGAGUUGCUGCAAUAAAACAAAAUUCAUCAAACAAAAAACAUUCAUGCCACGUCAAGAAAAUAAUUACAUUUCCAAGGCAUUGAUCCGUGUGGGAUAAAAUCAGUUUUAUAGAAGCCUCCAUUAAAUGCCUUUGGCCCAGGUUUCUGAACUUCGGAAUUUAUGUGCUUAAAACAUUCAUCAGUUUCAGAACAGUCUAUACAGUAUGUUUCCUUCACAAGUAACUUUUAAGUAUACUUAUUUGCUUCCUUGUGAACCCCAUACGUAUUUAAUUCUUCUUCCCUCCCUCACACCAUCGUCAUGUAUUCAUAUGAAUGGGACUUGAAUUUUAGUACCAGAUUCAAAGUGGAUGCAAUGAAAGUGCCCCGCCUGAAGUAACAACUGAUAUGGGUAUUCAGGGGGAGUGGGAUACAAUAGAAAUGGCUGGGAAAAUUUUGUUAGUGCUUGAAAAAUGUGCCAAUGAGUGAAGAAAGAAUGCCACGUUGAAAUUGGGUUUUCUAGUUGAUAUGCUCUGUACACACAAUCUUGCUUUAAAUAUCACUUUUCAAGAGGAAGGUGGCAGUAAGAAGUAUUAAAUACAAAUUCCUACAGGAGGAUCCACAUUUUCUUCCUCACGUCUUAUUGGAUCUGAUUCUGUGUGAUAGAAGUUCCUAUGUCCUCAGUAUUUUAUUUGUUCUGUUUAUUUUGUAGUUAUAGUAAAAGAGAGUAAAUUAUGCCACCCUUUCAGAACUAUCAGAAUGUGUAUAUUUUGGUUAUAGGUUAUAUUUAAGUAAUCUAAAGUAAAAAUAUUGACAUAAAGUGUCAGUGUGUUGCAGGCUGUAGGGAUAUUAUGUUAGUAUAUCCCCAGCAAUGGCCAAAUACAUUUUAAUCAUUUGUAUGAUAAAUUUGUAUUGUAAGACUGGUAGAGUACAUUGAAAUUAUUUUGGUUUGAUAUUAUGUCUUGUAAGGAAAAGUAGCCUUAAGAGAACCUUUAUGCAUGGGGAAUACUUAAAAUGUUAGCAGUAUGAAAAUACUGUAGAUAGAGUGUUUGCAAGUGAGGCUAAUGAUACAGAAGACUGGAUCAGAUACUUUUCUGACACUGUAAACUUUCUCAAUAAGGUCACUUCUUUUCUGGUUUAGUAUCAUCCUUAAAAUAUCUCCUUUUAACAUAUCGAUAUACUACUAACCUUUUUUUGCAAAGAGACUCACUACCAUUAUUUUAUAAAAAUGAAAUGAAACCUGGUACAAAACUUAGGUUGUGAUAUGAUCUUCAUUUUUGUAUAUAUUAUUUGCCAAAUUAAUUCUGAACAUAUAAGUAAUUUGAAGUCUUGAAUUUAUUGAUACAAACCACCUUGGUUGGUGUCCCACGUCGUUUAGUGAAUUGAUUUACUAUUUCACCAUUGUCAGUAUACUUGUAUUUUAUACUUUCAGGAGCUCUCUAUUUUGUUUCAUCUACUUUUAACUUUUAUUAUGACAUCCAUUGAGCGGUUAUUAAGUAAAGAAAAAAGAAAGACAAAUGUUUGCCACAAAAUUGUAAAAAUAUUCUGAGGUACUGAGAACCUGAGGAUGACUAUUUUUGGUCAUAACAUGUAGUACUUACUUUGUUAUGUUAUUGUAAAUAUCAGUAUGAUGUUACUUGUGAUUGUUAUUAUAAUAUUACUACUAAUUGUUGUGUAACACAGUAACAUGCCAUAUUCAUUUAUGAAAUACUGACUGGGCAAUCAGAAAAUCUUCAAAUUAUGGAAGUGUUUUUAACUUUGUGUUUUAUAUGAUGUAAUUCUGUAAGCUCCUCAUUUGUCUGCAAAAGAUUCCAAAUGACCUCUUGAGGGGCAUAAAAAUCUUACUGGCAGUGUCACGGUGUGAUGAGCGCAGCCACAUUUUGAACAGAACAUAACAUUUUCUUGCAUAUGGUAUAUCAUGUACUUCAAAUUCAACGCAAGAAGGUACGACUGAUAACAGAUUAUAUACUCAUACAUUCUGAGAACCUGAUCACAGAUGUGCAACUAGUAAAGGUACCGUAAGUGCAAAUUAAAAAUGAGAAAUUCAGGUACAAUAAAUACCUGAAUUAUAACUGUGGGAGAAUUCAGUGUACAGUAUACUUAAAAGAUAUAAUGUACAUUUAUAUGCAAAAUACAUAUACAUAUGUACUACCAGUGUACAAAUUACCUUGAUA
Molecule: messenger RNA, 6205 nt
Organism: Cryptotermes secundus
Lineage: Eukaryota; Metazoa; Arthropoda; Insecta; Blattodea; Kalotermitidae
Exons: 18
Coding region: 625-3456 (943 amino acids)
Biological process (GO): mitotic DNA damage checkpoint signaling; protein phosphorylation
Cellular component (GO): cytoplasm; nucleus
Molecular function (GO): protein dimerization activity; protein serine/threonine kinase activity; ATP binding
Source: RefSeq, a predicted model, not a curated record